AUCAUGUAGUCACGCCUUUUUAACUGUGGCGGUCGCUUCUUCGCAAACUAAAGUUUUGCCUUCAACAUGGGGAAAGUCAUCUAUAUCUCGCUUGUAAUAGCUGCAUUAUCGGCGCUGUUGGGCGAGAGGAUUCUCAACUUGAGGAAAAGAGCUCUCGCCUCCAGGGAGGUGGUCAAUAAACAUCUGCCCAACUGUGUCGCACUGAAAAACGUGGAUUCUGGGUCAGAGGAUAUCACGAUCCUGGGGGACGGGCGCGCCUUUAUCAGCACUGGCCUCAAGUAUCCUGGCAUGCCGGUCACAGAAGGGAUCGGAAAGAUGUUGUUGCUUGACGUCCAGGACAGCCGGAUGAAACCUGUGGAGCUGCGAAUGCCGAGAAACUUCGACCUGGAGUCUUUCAACCCGCACGGCAUCAGCGCUUACGUCGACCCGCGUGAUGACACGGUCUACCUGUUCGUGGUCAAUCAUCCUCAACACAAAACCCAGGUGGAGAUAUUCAAAUUCGUUGAGGACGACCUCUCUCUGCUGCACGUGAAGACCAUCAAACAUGAGCUCCUCUACAGUGUGAAUGACAUCGUUGCGGUGGGAGUCGACAGCUUCUACGCCACCAACGAUCACUACUUCGCCCAGGAAUUCCUCAAAGCUAUGGUGGAGCCCCUGCUGUGCCAGCCCUGGUCUAACGUUGUGUACUACAGUCCAAACGAAGUCAAAGUGGCCGCCGACGGUUUUUACUGUGCGAACGGGAUCAACCUGUCACCCGACAAAAAGCACAUAUAUGUCGCAGAUAUAUUUGACCACACUGUGCAUGUGCUGGGGAUAAAAGAUGACAAUUCACUGGCCCCUGUGAAGACCGUGGCCGUCGGCUCCCUCGCUGACAAUAUCGAAGUCGACCCUGAAAGCGGCGACCUCUGGAUAGGCUGUCACCCUAACGCCUGGAAGCUUUUGAUAUUUGACCCCAACGACCCGCCAGGAUCGGAGGUCAUCCGCAUCCAGAACAUCCACUCCGACGAGCCGGUGGUGACUCAGGUGUACGUGGACGACGGCCGUGUGCUCAUGGGCUCGUCUGUAGCAGCCGUCUACGGAGGAAAGCUGCUCAUCGGCAGCGUGUUCCACAAAGCCCUGUGCUGUGAUUUGGAGUGAGCACGGAGUGUUGCAGCCUGUCCUGCUUUUAAAAUGGUAGUUUUCAUCUGGAAUGGAUUAUUGAAUCAAAGAUAAAGAAACAGAGAGCUGUUCCCUUUUAUUAAUCAAGCUGAUAAGUGAGGACCGAACUAAACCAAAGUUAACCACUUGUGAAAGUGUUUGUCAUUUUUUUUCCUAUAUUGUGUAAUUUUUUUUAUUUUUGGCAGAGUGCCACCUGUACUAAUUCAUAGACUUAAAAACAAAAAAAGUGCAGGAAAAGCAUCUCACUCUCAGGGAUUUGAACAGAAUUACAACUAUGUUGCACUCACAAAUCCGGAUAAACGGCUCCACCGCAAACAAAGAUAGUUUCACCACUCUGCAGCGUAAACUGCUCAUUUUGCCCUCAGAUCCUGAAGUAUAUAUUUUCUCUGUGGAAAAGGUAGAUCUGGUUUAGCUCUUUCCAAACAGGACAAUGAAAUCUGAUCACUACUUUGUCAUGUUUUCUGCAAAGAGGAAAUUCAAGUCUGCCCUGCAGAAAACGAGGAUCUGAUAGCAGCUGAAAUGUCUCGGUCUGAGGCGUGUCUGAGGAUCCCUCACACUGGGCCGGAAGAGGAUCAGGUUUCUUUUACCCAGACAGUGAUUUCAACACCUGUGAAUUUCUGUAACUAGCCAGAAAUCUGUGCAUCUGUGAAAUAAAACAAUGCCUCAAAGGAAGCGGUGUAUGCAGUGGUGUGUUUCCUGUCAUUGUUGAUUCAAAUGCAUCGUGUAUUUGUG
Messenger RNA from Salarias fasciatus (jewelled blenny), 1890 nucleotides. Its product is annotated as serum paraoxonase/arylesterase 2-like. Gene Ontology annotation, molecular function: arylesterase activity. NCBI's taxonomy places the organism in Eukaryota, Metazoa, Chordata, Actinopteri, Blenniiformes, Blenniidae. The transcript has 9 exons. The record is from RefSeq and is a predicted model, not a curated record. The coding region runs from base 67 to 1137 and encodes 356 amino acids.